Messenger RNA from Cucumis sativus (cucumber), 2621 nucleotides. Its product is annotated as cellulose synthase-like protein E6. Gene Ontology annotation, biological process: plant-type primary cell wall biogenesis; cellulose biosynthetic process. The transcript is spliced from 8 exons. NCBI's taxonomy places the organism in Eukaryota, Viridiplantae, Streptophyta, Magnoliopsida, Cucurbitales, Cucurbitaceae. Gene Ontology annotation, molecular function: cellulose synthase (UDP-forming) activity; mannan synthase activity. Gene Ontology annotation, cellular component: plasma membrane; trans-Golgi network. The record is from RefSeq and is a predicted model, not a curated record. Bases 166 to 2391 code for a protein of 741 amino acids.
UAGUAAUGAAUUAAGUUACGUUUGGAUUCCGCUCGGUUAUUAAAAUGCUAGAAAUGAAAAGAAAAGAUAGGCUAUAAAUAGAUUUCCUCCAGAAUAAAGAGAGGACGAAAUCAAAUAAUAAAGCCCAUUAUUUUUUCUUGGGAAGGGAGAUUAGAAGAAAGAGAGAUGAGAGAGGGGGAGAAUGGAGAAACGACGCCGUGUACGUUGGUGGAAACCAAAGAAGGGCGGCACAGUGGAGGAGCUUACAGAGCUUUUGCGGCGACGGUGAUGGCUUCAAUUGUUGUGAUUUGGGCAUACAGAGCAACCGGGAUGCCUUCGGCGGGCCACCCUGGGCGGUGGACAUGGAUGGGAAUGUUCAUCUCUGAGAUUAUAUUUGGUGUUUAUUGGAUUCUCUCUCAGUCUGUUCGUUGGCGUACCACUUUCAACUUUCCCUACAAACAUCUACUCUUACAAAGGUACAAUGACCACCAAUUACCAAAUGUCGACGUUUUCGUUUGCACAGCCGACCCCACUAUCGAACCCCCGGUUUUGGUCAUCAACACCGUCUUAUCCGCUAUGGCCUACGAUUACCCAACUGAGAAAUUGGCCAUUUAUCUCUCCGACGACGGGGGCUCCGAGUUCACAUUCUAUGCUCUUAUUGAAGCUUCGAAUUUCGCCAAGCAUUGGUUGCCUUUUUGUAGAAAGUUCAUGGUCGAGCCUAGGUCUCCGGAGGCCUACUUUUCUCUCAAUUCUGCUUUGCAUCAUCGUUCCCAAGAGUGGAUCGACAUGAAGAAACUAUUUGAUGAAAUGAAGGAGAGAAUUAACUCGGUGGUUGAGAUGGGGAGGGUUCCUAAGGAGAUACGGGACCAAAAUAAAGGUUUCUCUGAGUGGGACAAUGGCAUAACAAAGCAAAAUCAUCAAUCCAUUGUGAAGAUAAUAUUUGAUGGAAAUAAUCUUGAUGAUGUGGAUAUUCAUGGAGGUGUACUACCAAAAUUGGUGUACAUGGCACGUGAAAAGAGACCCAAUCAUCCCCACCAUUUUAAAGCUGGAGCUAUGAAUGCAUUGAUAAGAGUAUCCUCAGAGAUAACCAAUGCUCCCUUCAUCCUCAACUUAGACUGUGACAUGUACUCAAAUAAUCCAGACACAAUAAAGGAGUCACUAUGUUUUUUCCUGGAUGGAAAAAGAAGCCAUGACAUUGCAUUUGUGCAAUUCCCUCAAUACUUUGAUAACAUUACAAAAAAUAUGCUAUAUGGCAUUCCAGAUCUAGUUAUUAAUGAGAUUGAACUAGCUGGCAUGGAUGGAUAUGGCACUGCCUUGUAUUGUGGCACUGGAUGUUUCCAUCGCAGAGAAGCUCUCAGCGGGAAGAAGUAUGUUGAAGAUCUUAAUGGAUCAAUACAUUUGGACGUGCCAACUGAAAAGAAAGUUCCAAAACCUGUUAAUGAGUUGGAAGAAGCAUGUAAGCUUCUCGUUGACUGCAACUUUGAAAAUGGCUCUCAAUGGGGAAGGGAGAUGGGGUUAGUAUAUGGGUGUGCAGUCGAAGAUAUUGUUACUGGGUUGACAAUACAGUGCAGAGGUUGGAGAUCACUUUACUAUAAUCCAAAGAAAAGAGCUUUUUUAGGUCUUGCUCCGAUUAGCUUGGAUGUAGCUCUAGUUCAAUAUAAGAGGUGGUGUGAAGGCAUGUUUCAAAUUUUUUUGUCCAACUAUUGCCCCUUCAUACAUGGACAUGGGAAGAUCAAAUUUGGAGCUCAAAUGGGAUAUUGUGUAUAUCUUUUAUGGGCUCCACUUUCUAUACCAAUGCUGUAUUAUGCCACCGUUCCUGCACUUUGUCUCCUUAAAGGCAUUCCCUUAUUCCCAGAGGUGACAAGCUUAUGGGCCAUACCUUUUGCAUAUGUCUUUGUAAUCAAGAACUGUUGGAGCGUAGCUGAGGCCAUAACUUGUGGAUGUACACUCAAAGCUUGGUGGAAUUUACAAAGAAUGUUACUUUUCAGAAGGACCACUGCGUUCUUCUUUGCUUUAAUUGACACAGUCAUCAAGCAGUUGGGGUUUUCUCAAACUAAAUUUGCUGUGACUGCUAAAGUUGCAGCGGAGGAUGUGUCGAAGCGAUACGAACAAGAGAUCAUUGAGUUUGGGAGCUCAGAUAUAAUGUAUAGUAUGAUAGCAACAUUUGCAAUGCUAAACCUUUUUGGUUUAUUGCUGGGAAUUAAGAAUGUUGCUGCUUUGAAUUUGGAGUUGUUUUUCAAAUGUUUGAACAAAUUCAUUCUCCAAAUUAUUCUUUGUGGGCUAAUUGUUUUGAUAAACUUGCCCACAUAUGAAGCCCUCUUCAUUCGCAAGGACAAGGGGCGUUUGCCAUCCUCUGUUUUGUUCAAGUCUGUUACUUCGGCUUUAUUGGCUUGUAUAAUAUAUGUAUUGUAGUAUUCGACUCUUGGUGCCAUCCUCUGUUUUGUUCAAGUCUGUUACUUCGGCUUUAUUGGCUUGUAUAAUAUAUGUAUUGUAGUAUUCGACUCUCGGUGACAUCUUCACGGUUGGAGGACUUAAACCUCUAACUUUUAACUUUUUGUUUAUGAGUCAUAUUUUACGUUGGGUAAACUAUGUAUGAUAGGACUUGUAUAUCUUGUAUACAUUUUGAAUUUUUGGGGGUUUGA